AUGCUGGACGGCGGUCAGUGUGAGUCAACGAAUCGUUUCUUUGCUUGGCUCUUCGCCUGGCGCCUGCUGCAUGCCCGGCCCGGUCGUCACCGCCUGCUGACGACGUCAUCGGGCCACGGUCACCGUCGUGACCGCAUCGCCGUCGUCGCCCACCGCCCGGCCCACCUGGUCCUGCCUGGCCCUGCUGCUUGCCGUCCGGUCCUGCUGCCUGCCGGGACCGCCGCCAUGGAUCCUGCCCGCCCGAGUUCCGCGAGGGGCCGUCGUGCCAGGCGGCGCCACGCUGCUGCCCCUACUGGCUCCCCUGGCACCACCCCCUCCUCAGCGACCUCGGCGCGGGACUCCGGGUUCUUCCGCGGCGGGCCCUUCAUCGCCGGCGUCGACUGCGUCGCCCUCGUCGGGACCGGCUGGUUCCGAAGCACCGGCGUCCUCACGCCCUUCUGCCCCGGUGCAACCACGCCAGCCGGCCCUGGAUGGCGACGUUCUCGCGGCCUGGCCAACCACCUGCGAUGCCACGUCGACCAGGCUGGGCCGUCCGGCGCCGCUCGCGAGUGCGCGCCUGCCCGGCAUGUGCGCCAUGUCAGCACGUCAUCUUCCGACACGUCAUCGUCCGCGUCGGGCUCUUCGUCGCCGCCAGCAGCACCCCGGGCUUCGCGACGCCUCAGGGGCUUAUCGCCCUCUGAUGCCGCACCUUCGGUGUGGCCCUCGUCGUCUCCGGCCGCCGGGUCGGGGGCCUCUUCGCCCGCGUCGAUCGCCGAACCGUCUGCCUUCGUGUACCUGUCGUCCAGCGGUUCGUCGACGUCCGUGGGCUCGGCCUCCGUCCCCGGUUCGCCGACACCAUCUCCUGCCGCAAGCCCGGCCCCCUCCGUGCAGCCCUUGUGCGACGCCGGAGAGCACGUCUUCACCUACGCCGCACAUCAGUGUCCCGACGCCUGCCGGCGUUCCCGUGGACUCGCCCGUUCUCGGGUCACCACGGUCGCCGGAUCCUGCGUCUCCAAGACCCUCGUCGUCUGCCAGGCAAGUCCUGGUACCGUACGACUUCGGGCCCUCGUCGUCGUCCUAUGGCGCGUCUCCCGCCCCGCGCGGCUCGUCGGCGGCUUCGCCCGUUGGCGAUGCCGCGUUUCUACUUGA
Messenger RNA from Rhipicephalus microplus (southern cattle tick), 1128 nucleotides. RefSeq names its product mucin-1-like. NCBI's taxonomy places the organism in Eukaryota, Metazoa, Arthropoda, Arachnida, Ixodida, Ixodidae. The record is from RefSeq and is a predicted model, not a curated record.